AUGGAAAACGCCGAACAAUUCAAUCAAUCUAUUACUAAUCACCAACCAUAUGAUGGAUCUAUGUUCGGAUCAACAGAUGUCACAGAUAACGAGCCAUUACCAGAAAUAUAUAAAUGUUCAUUACAAGCUCGUAUUUUUACAUCUACUCAUUCAACUUUUAAAUCAAUUGAGUCAACAUAUUUACGUGUACUUAUAGGACCAGGCAUAUUACUUAAUUUACUUUGUCUAUUUAUACUUUCUCGAUCAAAAUUAUCAAAUAAAUCAACUACGAUUCUAUUUUUACGUGUUCUUGCUCUUUUUGAUAUACUAUCAAUUGUACUUAAAUACAUUCGAGCAGAAAUGAAUUAUCAAUCACUAGAAAAAGGUCAUGAGAUAUUUUUAUUAAUUCCAUCAGUUUGUAAAGCAUUAUAUGUAUUAAUGAAUGCAUGCAUUUCAAUUGGUAUGUGGACAGUUGUUUUUAUGAGCUUAGAUAAAGCUGUCGCUGUUAGUUAUCCACUUAAAUCACGUCUUAUUACAGCUGCUAAUAUUGUUAUUGCAGUUGUAUUACGUCGUACUUCACAAAAUUGGCGAAUAUCUGAAUAUUCAAACAAACAAGAAUCUGAUUCAAGUUUUUCUAAAACAAAUUUAUCAAAACUAUCACUUGGUCGACGUGGUUCCUGUAGUUCAACAAAUAUAGCAGCCGAAGCAAUAUUAGCUACAAAACGACGUACAAAUGCACAAGUUACACGUAUGCUUUUAGCUGUUACAUUAUCAUUAAUUAUAUUUAAUAUUCCUAAUACAAUAUUUUUUGUUAUCAUUAAAAUUUAUAUUGCACGAAAAGUAGUAUUUUCUCUUCAAUGUUUAGACGUUACCAAUGGUGAUAUAACAUUAUAUCACUGUCAAUUUUAUUUAAGUGUUAUACAAAAUAUAUUGUCGGAUUUACCUCAUGUGGUUAAUUUUUUCUUAUAUUGUUUAGCUGGGAAAAAAUUUCGAAGUAUAUUCAUAAAUGAAUUUCAUCAAUUACUUGUUGAUUUUCAUUUAAUUAAACAAAGAGAAAGAUAUCAUACAUAUGACGCAUCUAUUUUGAAUCCUGAUUUAACACCAGAUACAGGCUAUAGUCAUAAUUUAGGACAUGGAUCAUCAAAAAAUUCUCUAUCAAAAUUAUGA
Rotaria sp. Silwood1 is the source of this 1146-nucleotide messenger RNA. The record is from the annotation of a GenBank genome assembly. Lineage: Eukaryota; Metazoa; Rotifera; Eurotatoria; Philodinida; Philodinidae.